AAAAAAAAGAAGAGGACAAGCAGAAGGAUAUUUAAUAUAAAGACACAGAUAAAUCUGCGUUUCUUAAUUUUUUAAUUCUGUAGAACCUCUACUAUAUUUAGAUAGUAACACAGGAGUGAAAAUAUUUCAAAAAGGAAAGCUUUUUUUUUUCUUUUCUUGGGAUUGUUCUGUGAGCUCUAAUGGCGGAUCAAGUGAAAGAAAAAACGUUAGAGGAGACUUCCACGUGGGCCGUCGCGGUUGUUUGCUUUUUCUUGCUUCUAAUUUCGAUUGUCAUUGAGAAACUGAUACACAAAAUUGGAACCUGGUUUAAAAAGAAGAACAAAAAGGCUCUAUAUGAAGCUCUUGAAAAGGUGAAAGCAGAGCUUAUGCUGAUGGGAUUCAUAUCACUACUACUAACAAUUGGACAAAACUAUAUAUCACAAAUUUGCAUCUCCGAGAGCAUCGCAUCAUCAAUGCACCCUUGCAGUAAAGCAGAAGAAGCGAAAAGGUACCCCAAGAAAGAAGUCAAAAAGGAAGAAGGUGAAGAAGAAAACUCAGGUCGAAAGCUUCUCGAGUUAGUCGAAUCUUUCAUCCCUCGAAGGAGUUUGGCUACCAAAGGUUAUGACAAGUGUGCAGAGAAGGGGAAAGUAGCUUUUGUAUCGGCUUAUGGGAUGCAUCAGCUGCAUAUAUUCAUCUUCGUUCUAGCUGUUUGUCAUGUGAUCUAUUGCAUUCUUAUUUAUGCUUUGGGCAAGACCAAGAUGAGAAGGUGGAAGGCUUGGGAAGAAGAGACGAAGACAAUAGAAUAUCAGUAUUCGCACGAUCCUGAGAGAUUUAGAUUUGCGAGGGACACAUCUUUUGGACGUAGACAUUUGAAUGUCUGGAGUAAAUCUAGUAUUACUCUGUGGAUUGUAUGUUUCUUCAGACAGUUCUUUGGAUCUGUAACUAAAGUUGAUUACUUAACACUGAGACAUGGUUUCAUUAUGGCUCAUUUGGCUCCUGGGAGUGACUCAAGAUUCGAUUUCCGAAAGUACAUUCAGAGAUCAUUAGAGGAAGACUUCAAAACCAUCGUCGAGAUCAGUCCUGUGAUCUGGUUUAUUGCCGUACUAUUCCUCCUCUCAAAUACAAACGGAUUGAAUUCUUUCCUCUGGUUACCAUUUAUUCCCUUCAUCGUGAUUCUCAUCGUUGGCACGAAACUGCAAGUGAUCAUAACAAAACUGGGACUUCUGAUCCAAGAGAAAGGCGGUGUAGUGAAAGGCACACCGCUUGUUCAGCCCGGUGAUCAUCUCUUCUGGUUCGGUCGACCACGUUUCAUCCUCUUCCUCAUUCACUUAGUCCUCUUCACGGUAUACAACUCUCACACUCUUCUCCUUCCUUCUUCUUCUGGUUACAACAAAACAAAUGAAAAACCAAACCUUUGUUGCCAUUUGCAGAACGCGUUUCAACUCGCUUUCUUUGCCUGGAGUACGUAUGAGUUCACUCUCACUAACUGUUUCCACCAAAGCACCGUAGAUGUGGUCAUCAGAAUUUCAGUAGGAGUUGUUGUACAGUUUCUUUGCAGCUACGUUAUUCUUCCUCUCUACGCUCUAGUUACUCAGAUGGGUACGAAGAUGAAACCUACAGUGUUCAACGAGAGAGUAGCAACGGCGUUAAAGAGUUGGCACCACACAGCUAAGAAGCAGAUCAAACAUGGACGACACUCAGAGUCAACGACGCCUUUCUCUAGCCGUCCAACAACACCGACACACGGUUCUUCUCCGAUCCAUCUCCUCCGUAACGUCCACAAACGAAGCAAAAGCGCCGACGAGAGCUUCGCGAACUCUCUGUCUCCGAGGAACUCUGCUUUCGAUUCGUGGGAGCCUGAGUCCCAACACGAGGCUUCUUCUUCCGCAAACCAUCAUCAUCAUUCUAGGUUAAGAGAAGAAGACUCAGUGAAGAAGCCUUCUUCUUCUUCAUCUGUGGAGCUUCCUACUGGACUUGGACAAACACGAACACAGCAUGAGAUUAAUAUAAACUUGAGGGAUUUCUCGUUUAAGCGAUGAUUUUGUUUAUUUUUAAAUUGAUUAUUAGUGAUUUGUUAAUAUGUUGUAUCUAAACAGUUCUUGUACACAUUUCAAAUUAUAUAAAGUUUAAUAAACAUAUACAUUGGUUUGAGGAUCUGUGAAAGAUGUGCU
This is a messenger RNA of Thlaspi arvense, 2150 nucleotides long. The record is from the annotation of a GenBank genome assembly. NCBI's taxonomy places the organism in Eukaryota, Viridiplantae, Streptophyta, Magnoliopsida, Brassicales, Brassicaceae.